AUUAAAUGAAAAUCGUCAUCCUUUUAGUUCUAGUGAUGUCAUCAUUAGGAAGGCUUACAUAUAGAAAUGGUUUAUUUGGAAGAGAAGAGAUUAUAUAGGCCAAAGCUACACAGUGGUUCACUUAGAAAUUAGAUCAUAAUGAUCCAACAUCAAAAGAAGUAUUUAACUAAAGAUUUCACAUAUAUGAUGAUUAUGUAUAAGGAGGUUAACCAGAAGCAGUUAUUUUGUACAUUUGUGGUGAAUGGACAUGUAAGGCAUAAUAAAAUUAUAAUAGGUGACGGAAUAGCACAAGGAUUAACAUUUGAUGCAGCAUAAUAAUUAAAAGCAAUAAUACUUGUUUUAGAACAUAGAUAUUUUGGUUAAUCUUAACCAUUUGAAGAUUGGAGUACUCCAAACUUAAAAUAUCUGAAUAUUCAUUAAGCUUUAGAUGACAUAGCUUAUUUUAUAUAAAAUAUGAAAGUUUAAGGAAGAUAUAAUAUUAAACCAAGUACUCCAUGGAUUCAUCUUGGAGGUUCAUACCCAGGAGCAUUAAGUGCUUGGUUUAGAUAUAAAUAUCCUCAUUUAACAAUUGGAGGUUUGGCUUCUUCAGCAGUUGUUAGAGCUGUUGCCUGUUAUCAUGAAUACGAUAUGCAAGUUUAUCUUUCUGCAUUAGAAAGUUCAUAAGAGUAAGAAUAGUUUAAAUAAUGUUAGAUGUGUAGAUAGAAUUUAACAAGUAAAUUAAAAGAUUGAGGAUGAUUUAAUUAAUGAUCCUUAAACUCUUAAAACAAUAUUUAAAGCAUAAGAAUUAAAGGAUAUUGAAUUCUUAUCAAUGAUUGCUGAUAUUUAUGCUGGAAUGGUUUAAGGUAGAAAAAGAUCAAAGAUGUGUGAGAGAUUAGAGAGAGGAAAUGAUAUAUAGGAAUGGUUUGAUGAAGUAGUUCUUAUGGCAAAAGAAACAGUGAAUCAAGAAAGUUAUGGAUCUGAGUUUUUGAGGAAUACUACUAUAGAUUUUUCUAAAAAUUCAAGAUAAUGGACUUAUUAAACUUGUAUUGAAGUAGGUUACUUUUAAACAGCAAAUGUAAUAAUGAAAUAUUAAUUUAAAGCCAAAUCCUGAACAAUCAACUAGAUCUUAAUAAUUAGUUCUUGAUUUCUUUAGAUAAUUAUGUGAAUAUUCUUAUGGUAUUCCAAUCUUUCCAGAUGAAGAUAGAACUAAUGCAUAUUUCGGUGGACUUGAUAUUAAUGUAGAUCAUCUUAUUUUUUCGAAUGGAUCUGAUGAUCCUUGGUAACAUGCUUCAAUUACUAAAUGGAAAUAAGGAAAAGAUUAUGAUGUCAAAUACAUCAAAUGUUAAGAUUGUUCGCAUUGUGUUGAUCUUAAAGCAUCCUCUCCUUAAGAUCCACCUGAAUUAACUUAAGCCAGACAAGAAAUUCUAGCUAUAUUUUAGUAAUGGAUUAAUGAAUACAAAGAAUAAUAAGCCUACAUAAUUGAGUGAACAUAUCAUCUAAAAUAUAU
This is a messenger RNA of Paramecium sonneborni, 1486 nucleotides long. The record is from the annotation of a GenBank genome assembly. Lineage: Eukaryota; Ciliophora; Oligohymenophorea; Peniculida; Parameciidae.